Messenger RNA from Diorhabda sublineata, 1828 nucleotides. RefSeq names its product DEAD box protein 52 homolog (gene ais). Bases 93 to 1757 code for a protein of 554 amino acids. The record is from RefSeq and is a predicted model, not a curated record. Gene Ontology annotation, molecular function: nucleic acid binding; ATP binding; RNA helicase activity. The transcript is spliced from 10 exons. Lineage: Eukaryota; Metazoa; Arthropoda; Insecta; Coleoptera; Chrysomelidae. Gene Ontology annotation, biological process: maturation of SSU-rRNA.
UUGUAUUUAGUUGGUACAGUGAUUUUAUCCACAUUUCAUAAGUAAGGUUAGAUCACAUUGUUUGGUAAAUGUGUUUAUCUUUUGGUUUUUAAAUGGAUGCAUACGAUAUUUUUAAAAAACUUUCAAGAGGUGCUAAAUUUUCUAGAGUACCAGUUAAAGUGGAAACUAAAACGAAUCAAGAAAGUAUUAAAGUAGAACCACAAAUUAAAAAGGAAGAAACAGAAAACAGCUCUCCAAUUACACUACUGAGUGGUUUAAGUACAGAGAAAAAAAGGAAAAAACGUAAAGUUUUACCAGAUGAACAUAAACAGAAGACUUUGGAACAAGAAAAGGUAAACCAUUAUAGGAACAUUAAUAAUAUUACUGUUGUUGGUCGUCAUGUUCCGGAACCUUAUAAAUCAUUUGAAGAAUUUGAAGUUGGUACUGAUAUCAUAAAAAAUUUGAAUAAAUGUGGAUUUGAAGAACCAACACCAAUUCAAAAACAAGCAGUACCACUUAUGUUGAAAGAAAGACAAAUUUUAGCUUGUGCUCCAACAGGAUCUGGUAAAACAGCAGCAUUUUUAGUUCCUAUAAUACAUUCAUUAAAAGGACCUGAACGGCAAGGCUUUAGAGCAUUAAUAUUAUGUCCAACAAGAGAAUUAGCGCAGCAAACUCAAAGGGAAUGCCACAGACUUGCAGAAGGGAGAGGAUUUCGAGUACAUGUUAUCAGUAAAAUUAAAAAAGCGUUGAUUCAAUACAAUCCCAAUGGAUCACAAAAAUUUGAUAUUUUGGUAACUACACCUAAUCGGCUUUGCUAUUUACUGAAACAAGAUCCUCCUGCAAUUUCUUUAAAAAAUAUUGAAUGGUUGGUUAUUGAUGAAGCUGAUAAACUAUUUGAAACAGGAGUUAGGAGUUUCAGAGAACAAUUAGAUGAAAUUUUGAAAGCGUGUGAUAAUCAAAACAGAAAAAUUGCCAUGUUCAGUGCUACUUAUACACCCGCCGUUGCCAAAUGGUGUGUUCAUAACAUGAAAGGAUUGGUUAGAGUUACAAUAGGUCACAGAAAUGCAGCAACAGAUUUAGUAGAUCAAGAACUUCUAUUUGUGGGUAACGAACAAGGAAAAUUGUUGGCUUUUAGAGAUUUAGUUAAGAAAGGAAUAUGCCCUCCGGUUUUAGUAUUCGUACAAAGUAAAGAAAGGGCGCAACAAUUAUUCAAUGAACUUAUUUAUGAUGGAAUAAAUGUUGACGCCAUACAUUCAGAUAGGACUCAGUUACAGAGAGACAAUACUGUUCGUAGUUUUCGAGAAGGUAGAAUAUGGGUAUUAAUAUGUACAGAACUAAUGGCACGUGGUGUGGAUUUCAAAGGUGUUAAUUUGGUUGUUAAUUACGAUUUUCCACCUUCCUCAAUUUCUUAUGUCCAUAGAAUAGGAAGAGCAGGACGUGCCGGGAGAAAAGGAAAAGCUAUCACAUUUUUUACUACAGAAGAUACAGUUAACUUGAGAAGUAUAGCACAUGUACUAAAAGAAUCCGGAUGCGAUGUUCCAUCUUAUAUGUUAACAAUGAAGAAAUUACCGAAAUCGAAAAGGAAACAACUCGAAGUUAGUGCUCCAGAAAGAGAUGAAAUUAUAACUAAACCCUUGUAUGAUAGAAUUAAGGGAGGAAAGAGGCAGAAGUUGAGGGAAAUGUAUAAGAGAAUAAAUGAAAAGAAGUCUAAAUUGAUGAAAGACAAAAAGAAGCCGAAGACGAAGCGAAAAACUUCAAGCAAACCUGAAGAUGAUUAAUAAAAUUACUUAAACAUUAUGUUACUUACAUAUAUAACUUAUGUAAUAAAUUUUUUUUCUUAAAAUAAGUU